AUGAUUUCUUUAUAUUUCUAUAAUUACUAUUGCUAUUUCUAUAACUGCUGCUGCUACUACUACUACUACUACUACUACUACUACUACUACUACUACUACUACUACUACUACUACUACUACUACUAUUAUUAUUAUUAUUAUUAUUAUUAUUUAGAGGAAGUACUUUAUAUUCCAAUAGAAGAAUCAACCAUUGAUGCAUUUCAAAGCGAAUGGAGAAAAGGAAAACCUGUGGUGAUACGUGGUGUUCGAACAAACAGUGAUGUAUCAUGGACUCCUAGCUAUUUUAUCAAGAAUUACAAAAAAGAAAUCAUUGAAGUGAUCAAUUGCAAAACAAAAGAAGUCGAUGAAUCAACGGUCAAGAAAUACUUUUCCGGGUUUAUUAAACACAGCAGACGUCCAGGAUACAAUAAAUCUACUGGAGGAUCGGACAUAUUAAAGAUAAAGGACUGGCCUCCCACCGAGAAUUUUAGUGACCAUUCACCUAAACUUUACAAAGACUUUAUGGAUAUGCUUCCGGUUAAAGAAUACUGUACCGCAGACGGAUACUUUAAUUUCUCCAAUCGAUUACCCGAAGAAUAUAUUCCUUCUGAUCUCGGGCCAAAGAUGUUUAUCGCAUACGGUUCCGCGAAUGGCGAAAAGGGAGUGGGUACAACCAAUCUGCACUGUGACAUGGCAGAUGCAGUCAAUGUGAUGUGCUACGCAGACAAGACCGAUGAAAAUUCUGCAGCGGUGUGGGAUAUAUACGCAUAUGAAGAUCUCGCCGAGAUCAAGAACUUUGUGGACAAGAUUGCCAAAGAGAUGGGCGUCAAAGGGAUCCUUGAUCCAGUACACAGUCAGUGGAUUUAUCUGAAUGACAGUCUUCAACAGAGACUUCUCGAAGAACACAAUAUCACGAGCUGGAGAAUAUACCAGAAUCCUGGUGAUGCAGUUUACAUUCCUGCAGGCUGUGCUCACCAAGUUUCCAACUACCACAGUGCUAUCAAGUGUGCAUUCGAUUUUAUCAGUCCAGAAAAUAUCGACCGGUGCAUUGACGUUACCAAUCAAUUCAGACAUAGUAAACGUGUAGAUGCUCUACAGCUGAAUAACAUCUUGUUGUUUGCAUGGAGAAGUAUUUAUGAUGAGAAUAAUUCACAAAACACAUCACUCUAUACGGAUAAGUAAACUCUAAUCAGAAGCGUCCUGUCUCUUUUUAUAAUAUUAUUGAUUAUAAAAGAAAAUGCUUCAUCAUUUCUUGGAUUAUAUCAUUCAAGAAGAGGUAUCUUUUAACUAUUUUCCUGCUAUAUUUCUUUUGUGUAUUAAGAUGUAACUGUAACUGUAAUAAUUGCAAAUAUAAUAAUCGACUUGUUAAUAAAUAAAUAUAUCUUU
This is a messenger RNA of Phycomyces blakesleeanus NRRL 1555(-), 1365 nucleotides long. RefSeq lists its product as hypothetical. The transcript has 2 exons. The record is from RefSeq and is a predicted model, not a curated record. Gene Ontology annotation, cellular component: histone deacetylase complex; chromatin. Bases 1 to 1161 code for a protein of 386 amino acids. Gene Ontology annotation, biological process: regulation of transcription by RNA polymerase II. Gene Ontology annotation, molecular function: histone H3K9 demethylase activity; chromatin DNA binding; transcription coregulator activity. Lineage: Eukaryota; Fungi; Mucoromycota; Mucoromycetes; Mucorales; Phycomycetaceae.